AUGACGAGAGUUUCUUCGACAGAUACAUCGCAGCCCGUGUUUGAGCCCGUGCGGCUUUUGCGUACGGAGCGGGAGCGGUCGCAGUUGAAGACAGAUGAGAUUAACACUUUCUUGGAGUCCUCUCCGGAGCAGAGACAGUUGACACAUGAGCUGAUCGACCAGAUCGUUAAUGACCCCGUUUUGAAAUGUGACACUGGGUACUACGAACAGGAGAAACUGCAAGAGAGGGAAAACACGGUGAAGAAGAUCGCAAGGCUCGCUUUGUACAUGGAGGAAGAUAUCAAGACAGUGAGACAACACUUCAAGGGGACGGACCUGUUCCAGUCUUUGCAAGAGGACAGUGGCAGUCUGCCACCUUUGAGUAACAAGGACCUAUCAAUAUUCGAUAAGAGACUGUCCCUGCUGGCAAACAUCGACCCGCAGUUGUCCACCAGGGUUGGGGUCCACUUGGGGCUCUUUGGUAACUGUAUCAAGGGGAACGGUACUGACGAGCAGAUCAAGUACUGGCUACAGGAACGCGGGGCUGUUCUAUUGAAGGGUAUCUACGGCUGCUUUGCAAUGACCGAACUUGGGCACGGGUCAAACGUCGCAAACUUGCAAACACGGGCAACGUACAAUCAAAACACGGACACAUUCACCAUUAACACCCCGGACCUCACAGCGACUAAAUGGUGGAUUGGGGGCGCCGCACACUCAGCGACACACUCCGCAGUAUACGCUAGGCUUAUCGUCAAGGGUAAGGACUACGGUGUGAAAACUUUCGUUGUGCCCUUACGGGACCCUGUCAACUUCCAGUUGCUUCCAGGGAUCACCAUCGGGGACAUUGGCAAAAAAAUGGGCAGAGACGGUAUCGACAACGGUUGGAUCCAGUUCAGAAACGUUGUGAUCCCAAGAGAGUACAUGCUUUCUAGGUUCGCCAAAGUGACCCCCACUGAAGACGGUAAAGACGUGCAAGUGAACAUUGAGCCGCAACUCGAUCAGAUCUCAGGGUAUUCAGCCCUGCUGAGCGGUAGGGUGAACAUGGUCAUGGACUCGUUCAGGUUCGGAUCCAAGUUUGUUACCAUCGCCACGAGGUACUCAGUUGGGAGGCAGCAAUUCGCAAGCACAAAGGGCGCAGAGGAGUCUCAGUUGAUUGACUACUCACUGCACCAGUACAGAGUGCUCCCUCAGUUGGCCAUCGCGUAUAUGGUGUCCCCCGCGGCUUUCAAUUUGAUGAGCACGUACUACUCAACACUAGACGAACUGUACUCUGUCUCCUCAAACAAAAACGACAAAGGUUUGAAGACGGUUAGCGCCAAGUUGAAGAAUUUGUUCAUAUCGAGCGCAAGUUUAAAGGCAACAAACACCUGGCUUGUCGCCAACUUGAUCGAUGAGUUGAGACAGUGCUGCGGUGGACAUGGGUAUUCUCAGUACAACGGGUUUGGUAAGGGGUACAACGAUUGGGUUGUGCAAUGCACCUGGGAAGGUGACAACAACAUUCUUUCCCUAACGUCCGCAAAAUCCAUUCUCAAGAAAUUCGUGGACGCGGCCACAAAGGGUAAGUUCGACGAGGAGCUGGACUCAGACCUUUUCGACUACUUGGACCCCAAUUUCAUCAGGCAGGUGUACACCCACGAAGCAGAGGCUGAUUUGGUUGACGACGACUUGAGCUCGUACGUCGAGGUCUGGUCUAUAGCGCUCGUGAGCCUGCUCGUCCAUAUCGGGAAGACGAUCCAAAAGACCAAGGACUUCGAAAGAAUAACAAAGCUGCUGAUCCUAGUAUCCAAGUUUCAUGCCUUCCACACAAUGUUGAAGGCUUACUACGAGAAGUUAAGCGAUAACGCGUCCCCAGUUAAGGAUGAGGCCACCAAGGAGGCCCUAUGGGAUGUCUUUAAGCUGUACUCCGUCUACUUUAUCGACAAGUUUUCCGGAGAAUUCCAGCAGUUCAAGAUCUUCACGCCCAGCCAGAUCACCACUUUAGUCCAGCCAAAAUUGUUGGAACUACUCCCCAAGAUCCGGCAAAACUGUAUCGCGCUGACCGAUGCCUUCGAACUGCCUGACCAAAUGUUGAACGCUCCAAUUGGCUAUUUCGACGGGGACAUAUACCACAAUUAUUUCAACGAGGUGGUCAAGAACAACCCGACCGAGCCGGAUGGGGCUGGGAAACCACCCUACCAUGCGAUGUUGACCACCAUGUUGUCGAGAGGGUACGAGACGGACGAAAGACUGGGCGGGUCCUCCAGUACCUCGGUUUUGGAGAAACUUGGGAAGUGA
This is a messenger RNA of Huiozyma naganishii CBS 8797, 2253 nucleotides long. It is a transcript of the gene POX1, whose product is annotated as acyl-CoA oxidase. Gene Ontology annotation, molecular function: FAD binding; acyl-CoA oxidase activity; fatty acid binding. Bases 1 to 2253 code for a protein of 750 amino acids. The record is from RefSeq and is a predicted model, not a curated record. Gene Ontology annotation, cellular component: peroxisome. NCBI's taxonomy places the organism in Eukaryota, Fungi, Ascomycota, Saccharomycetes, Saccharomycetales, Saccharomycetaceae. Gene Ontology annotation, biological process: fatty acid beta-oxidation using acyl-CoA oxidase; lipid homeostasis. The transcript has a single exon.